AUGUGGCUUGUUGUACUUUGCUUCGUUCUCCCUGCAAUCGUAUUCUCAUUCUUUGCGCUUCUUGCUUGGCUCAGAGUGCUCCAGCUUAAUUAUCGUCGAAAGAUGGAAGCCGAAGCUGCGGCUGCAGAGAAGAAUGAUAAACCGAAACCAUCUCAGAUUGAGAGUCUCAUCACCAAGAAAGAUGGCAAAGUUAUUUGCCACAUACCAAUCAAGGUUGAGGACAUCGAAACUGGAGCCAUGUUCCUUUACAACUCUGAUGACAAUCUGACUGAAACCAAGGUUCUUGAAGUCACCAACGAACAUGAGGAGCCUUUGAUCGUCGACCAGUAA
This is a messenger RNA of Caenorhabditis bovis, 330 nucleotides long. The record is from the annotation of a GenBank genome assembly. Lineage: Eukaryota; Metazoa; Nematoda; Chromadorea; Rhabditida; Rhabditidae.